Molecule: messenger RNA, 867 nt
Organism: Purpureocillium lilacinum
Lineage: Eukaryota; Fungi; Ascomycota; Sordariomycetes; Hypocreales; Ophiocordycipitaceae
Biological process (GO): protein import into mitochondrial matrix
Cellular component (GO): TIM23 mitochondrial import inner membrane translocase complex
Source: RefSeq, a predicted model, not a curated record
AUGGCUCAGGGACAGCCGUCUCCGGGCGCGCCUACAGGCCCGGCCGUGUAUGAGCUACCCAAGAGCCUGAUCAAACGCAAGCCCAAGGCCGCGAACCAUGCCGCCGCGACGAGAUCACAAGCUGCCGCUGCUGAAGCUGCCAACAUCAAUCAGGACGGGGCGCGCGACCCUCGUGUAGCUCCCAGCGCGUCGUCUGGCGGCAUCCCCGAUCCCACGCCGCUCUACCUCGCACAGUCCUUCGCCCCGCCCUCGACCCUACCUCGCCCGCGCCGCAUCCUCGUCAUCCUCGACCUCAACGGUACUCUGCUCUACCGCCCAACACGCCGCAUGCCUACCAAGUUCGUGGAGCGGCCCCACGCGCGACCCUUUCUCGGCUACUGCCUCGACACCUUCUACCUCGCCGUCUGGUCCUCGGCCCGCCCCGAGAACGUCAGGCGCAUGCUGGACCAGAUCCUCACCGAAGAGCAGCGCCGUCGCUGCGUCGUCAUCUGGGGCCGCGACCGCUUUGGCCUCUCCGCAAAUGACUACAAUACUCGCGUUCAGUGCUACAAGCGCCUCACCACCCUAUGGAACGACGCAAAGGUGCAGGCCUCACAUCCGCACGCCGCAAGCGGUGGUCGUUGGGAUCAAUCCAACACCGUCCUCGUCGACGACUCGCUCGAAAAGGGCCGCAGCGAACCCCACAACAUCCUCACGAUCCCCGAGUUCACUGGAAUCCAGAGUGAUCGAGUGGAUGUCCUCCCGCAGGUGCACGACUAUCUCAACCUGCUCUGCUACCAGGCAGACAUCAGUCGGUACAUGCGCGAGACUCCCUUCAAGUUGGACCCCAGCUACCAGCUCCCUCCCGCACCGGCCGAGGAGGACUAA